UAAGUAAUGAGAUAAGAAUAUAAUUUUGAGUCUUUCUAAUUAAGGGUGAAACAAAUUAAAUUAAUAUGGUAGCAACUGCAAUUGAAAAGAUAGAAAUGGAUGUGCCUAUUAAGGCCACUCCUAAGCAGUUCUAUGAUGUUUUUUGCAACAAGACACACUAUGUUUCCAAUGUUUGCCCUGAUAAAGUAAAGAGUGUUGUCCUUCAAGAAGGUAACUGGGGCACCGAGGGUUCCAUUAUAUCCUGGACUUAUGCUUUUGCUGGAAAAUCUUGUGUUGCUAAGAUAAGGGUUGAAGGCUUAGACAAAAAAAACAACAAAUUAACAAACACAGUGUUGGGUGGAGAUUUGUUGAAGGAUUACAAGAGCUUCAAAUUCAUAAUGCAAGUUGUUCCACAAAGAGAAGGAGGUGUGGUGCAUUGGAGUGUUGAAUAUGAGAAGCUCAAUAACAAUGUCCCUAAUCCUCACCCCAUGUUCCAUUUUUGUGUUGAAGUUCUCAAAAAUGUUGAUGCUCACCUUUCACCUGAAUACAAGAACUAAACAAAUUAUGAACAAAAAAAAGUUCAUGUCAUGUGUUAGUUUGAUUUCUAUAUCUAUGUGUGACAAAUAAAUGAGGAUUUAAUUUCCUCUAUGUGUCUCUAUGACAUGUUACGUAUUUUCAAUUAUGCAUGCAUAUGUUUUUUUUUUUUUUUAUCACCGGUAUCCAGCCCACUGGAUCGCCUAAUCUGAUUCGGGGGUUAAUUCUGUCAUCAAGUGGAUACAUAUGGUUUGUUUGUUCAUAAGAGUCGGGUGUAUUAGGUGUGAGCUGGAUUGUUUCUUGUCCACCUUGGGUUGUAAAGCAUAUAAAUAAAAUGUUUCGAUUUCGACUAA
Molecule: messenger RNA, 866 nt
Organism: Trifolium pratense (red clover)
Lineage: Eukaryota; Viridiplantae; Streptophyta; Magnoliopsida; Fabales; Fabaceae
Product: MLP-like protein 43
Exons: 2
Coding region: 66-536 (156 amino acids)
Biological process (GO): defense response
Source: RefSeq, a predicted model, not a curated record